GACUAUAUCGGAAGCAGGAAGUGUUUUUCGGUGGCAUGGCUGAUGUUCCAAUAAACGCACCCCAGCAUUGCCCAGGUACUGGCAGUACUGAGGCUGGCAAGAGCUCUGCCUGCCAGGGAUGCCCGAAUCAAUCAAUAUGCGCGUCAGGAACUAUGUCAGGACCAGACCCAGCUAUAGAAGAAAUAAAAGAAAAAUUGUCAUCAGUUAAACACAAGAUAUUGGUCCUCUCUGGAAAGGGCGGUGUGGGCAAGAGUACAUUUAGUGCCCACCUGGCACAUGGUUUGGCACAGGAUGAGAGCAAAGAGGUGGCUUUGCUUGAUGUGGACAUCUGUGGACCAUCAAUUCCAAAAAUGAUGGGCUUGGAAGGAGAACAGGUUCACCAAAGUGGCUCAGGAUGGUCACCAGUGUAUGUAGAAGAUAACCUGGCUGUAAUGUCUGUUGGAUUCUUGCUUAGCAGUCCUGAUGAUGCUGUCAUAUGGAGAGGUCCUAAAAAAAAUGGAAUGAUCAAACAGUUUUUGCGAGAUGUAGACUGGGGGGAGGUGGAUUAUCUGAUAAUAGAUACCCCCCCUGGUACAUCAGAUGAGCACCUCUCUGUGGUACAGUAUCUCAGUGUGGCGGGAAUUGAUGGAGCAGUAAUCAUUACUACCCCUCAAGAGGUCUCACUUCAGGAUGUCCGAAAAGAAAUCAACUUCUGUCACAAAGUGAAACUUCCCAUUAUAGGUGUAGUGGAAAAUAUGAGUGGGUUUAUUUGUCCUAAAUGUAAGAAUGAAUCUCAGAUAUUUCCACCAACUACUGGGGGAGCAGAGAAGAUGUGCACUGAUCUCAAUGUUUCUCUUCUGGGCAAAGUCCCCUUAGAUCCAAACAUAGGAAAGAGCUGUGACACAGGGAAAUCAUUUUUCUCUGAAAUUCCAGAUUCGCCAGCAACAUUAUCCUACAGAACAAUAAUCCAGAGAAUUCAAGACUAUUGUGAGAAAAAAAAAGUGACUUGCUUUUCCUAAUGGUACAGAGAAGUCCCUGCUAAGCAGUUUGAACUUUGCCACAGAUUACGGAUUUUUACAUUUUACCAUUACCUUAAGAGGAACAUCAGCUUUACCAAGCCACUGCUGCCAGUUAAUUGAUAUCUCAGCCAGUAAAUUAAAGUAUUUAUUCUCAGAUUUAUUCCCUUUUCCUUCAUCUUGUUGGCUAGAGCGUUUAACUGAUUAUGCUAAUUGGUAACAUGCAAGUUGUGUGUGGCAUGGAGUUAGUUGCAGGGCACAAGCCCAAGGCAACCAGACAAGUAAAACAUAAUAAUAUGUAAUUAGAAGCUCUAACUUUACUUUAUAAAAAAAAAUUCUAAAUAUAUCUGUUUUACACUAUUUUUGAUCUUAUAUAGUAUACUUUUAAAAUGUUGUUGCAGUAGGGUAUGAUUUUGAAAUAAACAAUUGAUGGACUAAA
Xenopus tropicalis (tropical clawed frog) is the source of this 1434-nucleotide messenger RNA. It is a transcript of the gene nubp1, whose product is annotated as nucleotide binding protein 1. Gene Ontology annotation, biological process: iron-sulfur cluster assembly. Gene Ontology annotation, molecular function: iron-sulfur cluster binding; ATP-dependent FeS chaperone activity; ATP binding. The transcript is spliced from 11 exons. The record is from RefSeq and is marked provisional. Gene Ontology annotation, cellular component: cytoplasm. NCBI's taxonomy places the organism in Eukaryota, Metazoa, Chordata, Amphibia, Anura, Pipidae. The coding region runs from base 36 to 998 and encodes 320 amino acids.